Megalobrama amblycephala (Wuchang bream) is the source of this 4176-nucleotide messenger RNA. RefSeq lists its product as uncharacterized. NCBI's taxonomy places the organism in Eukaryota, Metazoa, Chordata, Actinopteri, Cypriniformes, Xenocyprididae. The record is from RefSeq and is a predicted model, not a curated record. The transcript is spliced from 12 exons. The coding region runs from base 279 to 3122 and encodes 947 amino acids.
AAAGAGAACCGUUGCAGUCUCCGCCAUUACAGGUUUCUGUGCUUCUCUACAGUCUUUCAGAUCUGGAAACGUUAAAGUUCUUCUUCUUUAGUAGCAUAUAAUCUACAGCCUAAUGAAAAUGUAUUAAUCAGAUACAGUCGGUAUUAAGAUCUGCUGGUAUUUAGCGGGGUUUGUUCACACUCAUCGCUGUCUGUCUGUCGGUCGGGAGGGUGUGAUUCAGAAACAACAGCGAACAUUAAUAAUAUUCAUCGAAAUCAGGUUUUGCUGGAAUCAACAGUAUGAAGAACAAUUUCAGAUUAUUUCAGAUUGUUCUACUAAUGUGGGGAGUGUUUGGUGCUGGAACAGAUGAAGUGAAGAUAGUGAUAGUGAUGGAGGGAGAUUCAGUCACUCUAAACCCUGAUCUUACUCAAAUACAGGGAAUUAAUCAGAUGAUGUGGAGGUUUGGAGACUCACGUUCAGUCAUUGCUCAAAUCGAGGAAAAUGAGAUUUCACUGUCUCACAAUCUCCCUGAGAUGUUCAAAGACAGACUGAAGCUGGAUCAGACUGGAUCUCUGACAAUCACAAACAUGAGAACUAAACACUCUGGACUUUAUAGACUAGAGAUCAACCACAGAACUGGGACCUUAUAUUUGAAUUUCAGUGUUACUGUCUAUGAGUCUCCAGCUGUUAUUGGUGCCGGUGGAUCUGAAAUGAAGAGUGUAUCAGAGACGGAGGGAUAUCCUGUCUCUCUUCUGACUGAUACUGAAACACACGGAGAUGAGCUGAUAGUGUGGAGGUUUGGAGAUGAAGGAAAACUCAUAGCUAAACAUGAUCUAGAGGCCAAGAGUCCACCAUUAUAUGAUCCUGAUGAGAGAUUCAGAGACAGACUGAAGCUGGAUCAUCAUACUGGAUCUCUGACCAUCACAAAGACCAGAUUAUCAGACUCUGGAGUUUAUAAAGUGAAGAUCAGCAGCAGCAAACAGACUUUACACAAGAAAUUCACUGUUACUGUCAGCGUACCAGCUCUGUCUUCAGCUGCUGUAGCAGGGAUUGUUGUUGUUCUGCUGGUAUUAUCCGCUGCUGCUGGUGUUUUUUACUAUCGUCACAAAGUCUCUGAACUACAAAAGCAAAUGUUGAAGACAGUCAUAGAGAGAGAAUCUGUCACUCUAACCCCUGGCAUUGAAAUAAACAAAGAUGAUCAGAUACAGUGGCUGUUUGGAGAUGAAAAGAAGACUGUCAUAGCUGAAAUCCAAAGAGGGACUGGAGAGAUCACUGUUCCUGAUGGGAGAUUCAGAGACAGACUGAAGGUGGACAAGAAGACUGGAUCUCUGAUCAUCACAGACACCAGACCUGAAGACACAGGAGUCUAUGAACUGAGGAUCAGAGGAGGCAGAUUUGUACAGAACAUGUGCAGAAGACUUGUGCAGAACUUGAACAAAAAAUUCAUCGUUUAUGUCAAGGAUGAACAGAAGUCAGUGUCAGUGAUGAAGGGGAAGGAUGUGACUCUACGUGUCAAUCCUGAAAUACAGACAGGAGAUAAGAUAUUCUGGAUGUUUGGAAAUUGUAACUAUCUCUUAGCUAAAAACACAGAAGAGAAGUGUGAAGAAGAGUCUAGGUACACUGAUCCUAGAUUUACAGACAAAGUGGAUCUGAAUCAUCAGACUGGAGAUCUCACCAUCAAGACAAUUGAAACUUUCCACACUGGAAAAUACAAACUAAAGAUCAUCAGAAAUGGCAAAUCCUCAUUCAAGAUAUUCAAUGUUACUGUUUCUGGACCAGUGAAUAAAUCAGUGCUGAAGGGACGUCCUGUUACUCUGAACUAUGAUACUGAUAUACAGAAGGAUGAUAAAAUACAGUGGAAGUUUGGAGAGAAACUCAUAGCUGAAAUGACUGGAGAGAACCGUGAGAAUCCUCAAUGGACUGGUGAAUUCAGAGACCAAAUGAAGCUGAACCCUCAGACUGGAUCUCUCAUCAUUCAACAAACCAGACCUGAACACUCUGGAUUAUAUAAACUAGAGAUCAAUACUAGUGAUUAUUCAACAUCCAUACUCUUCGAUCUUAUCGUCUGGGAUGAAGAGAAGUCAGUGUCAGUGAUGAAGGGGGCGGAUGUGACUCUACAUGCUGAAAUACAGACAGGAGAUAAGAUAUUCUGGAUGUUUGGAGAUGACAACAGUCUUGUAGAUAAAAACACAGAAGAAAAGUGUGAAGAAGAAAUUGCUUAUCGUGAGUCUGAGUACAGUGAUGAUAGAUUUACAGACAAAGUGGAUCUGAAUCCUCAGACUGGAGAUCUCACCAUCAAGACAAUCAGUAUUUUCCACGCUGGAGAAUACAAACUAAAGAUCAUCAGAAAUGGCAAAUCCUCAUUCAAGUUAUUCAAUGUUACUGUUACUGCUCAAGUGAAUGAAUCAGUGCUGAAGGGACGUUAUGUCACUCUGAAGUGUAAUACUGAAAUACAGAAGGAUGAUAAAAUACAGUGGAAGUUUGAAGAGAAACUCAUAGCUGAAAUGACUGGAGAGAACCGUGAGAAUCCUCAAUGGACUGAUGAUGAAUUCAGAGACCAAAUGAAGCUGAACCCUCAGACUGGAUCUCUCAUCAUUCAACAAACCAGACCUGAACACUCUGGAUUAUAUAAGCGAGUGAUCAAUACCAGAGAUUAUUCAACAUUCAGACUCUUCGAUCUUAUCGUCUGGGAUGAAGAGAAGUCAGUGUCAGUGAUGAAGGGGGCGGAUGUGACUCUACAUGCUGAAAUACAGACAGGAGAUAAGAUAUUCUGGAUGUUUGGAGAUGACAACAGUCUUGUAGAUAAAAACACAGAAGAAAAGUGUGAAGAAGAAAUUGCUUAUCGUGAGUCUGAGUACAGUGAUGAUAGAUUUACAGACAAAGUGGAUCUGAAUCGUCAGACUGGAGAUCUCACCAUCAAGACAAUCAGAGUUUUCCACACUGGAGAAUACAAACUAAAGAUCAUCAGAAAUGGCAAAGCCUCAUUCAAGAUAUUCAAUGUCACUGUUUCUGAUGAAGAGGAGAUGAAACCAUUGAUGAAGGACUCCACAGAAAAACAAAAGAAUGAAUCAGUGACUGUAGUGAUGCCGCUGCUGAAAGCAGAGGAUCUGGAUGGAGUGAAUGAGAAGGAUAGUUCACUUUAAUGAGAUAAGACACGCCCACCAGUGUCAGUCACUCUGAUAUCAUCAACACUUCAGCUCCAACAACAAAAACACAUUUCUGCUUUCAUAAGCCUCUAGAAUCCGUCCAGUUACAGUGAGAAAUGAACCCGUGUCUGUUGAGAUGAUGAACCUGCAUGUAAAAAGCUUCUGUGGUUUAUAUGAACCAAGAAACAUAGUAAUCAAACACUUUCUUCUAUCAUUUAAUAAUGUUACACUUCAUACCUGUACCUCUGUUAACACAAUACUAGUGUGAGUCUCACAGCUUUGACUGUGUGAUUAUCAACAGUGAGUGUGAGGAAUAUGAUUUUCAUAAGAUGUUUUACCAUAUUAUUUGAAUGUGAUGUUUAAUGUAAUUAACACCAGUGCCAGAUUAAUGUUCAUGUUCAGAACUAAUCACAUGUCUUUGAGAUCACAUGACCUUCUCUUCAUGUGUAGAAAUUCAUUAGCUUCGACCAUUCAGUGUUAUUCAGCGACAAUAUUAUUGUAAACAUAAUAAUAAUAACCAACUACUUAAGUUUUUUGCUAUAUGAUGUAUUUAUGCUUGAAUAUAUCAAAGAUAUGAUGUGACGUGAAUCUACAUGUCUGAUUGUAAAUGUGAUUUGAAUUUAAAGUGACUUUAUAUUCAUGCUGAAGCACUUAAAAGUAGCCUUAUUGUACUUCUCACAAAAAAAGAAAAAUGGAAAAAUACAUUUUGUAUACUAUUGUGGUGUUGUAUCUUAUUUUAUUAUUUUUUUUAGAAGCAUGUUAUUAAUGAAUAUUUGAAUUUAUAAUGCCUUUAUAUUCAUGCUGAAGCACUUAAAGUACUUACGCCUUACUGUACUUCUCAAAAAAAAAAUUAAAAAAAAUGUUUUUGUUCAGAUCUAAUAUUUAGUGCCAUGAUACCACAUUGUGGUGUUUCUUGUGUUUUAUUAUUUUUUUAUAAGCAUGUGAUUGAUGAAUAUUGCUGUACUGCUGAUCUUAAUGUCUGAUCUCUUCUGUCCUCUAGUGGACAAACACUGAUACAGCUUUUGCUUCCUAAUAAAUCUUUUAACAUGAA